Verruconis gallopava is the source of this 1011-nucleotide messenger RNA. RefSeq lists its product as uncharacterized. Lineage: Eukaryota; Fungi; Ascomycota; Dothideomycetes; Venturiales; Sympoventuriaceae. The transcript is spliced from 3 exons. The record is from RefSeq and is a predicted model, not a curated record. The coding region runs from base 1 to 1011 and encodes 336 amino acids.
AUGGCACUCUUCCGCACCCAAUCGGCGCAGGAGCGUGCGGAGGCGGCCAAGAGAGAGAAGGCUGCGAAAAAGGAGGCAGAGAAGAGGGCCAAGGAGGAGCAGGAACGGCUCGAGGCCGAGCAUCCCUCCGCGCGAUUCCCGCCCACACAGAUCGUCAUCAGCGACACCGACUUCGAGCACCCGCCCGCGCUCAACUACACGCUGCGCACCCGCAUCAAGAGCCUUGUCUGGUUCUGGACUCUCAUCUUCAUUGACUGCGUGUGCGUGCCGAUCGUGCUGUACUUCUGCCUGUGGAACCUCACCGACCUGAGCCACAAUGCCGUCUUCAGCAUCAGCACCGGCACGCUCGGCACCGUGUCCAUCGUCGAGUACUUCAUUCGAUUCCGCCGGCUUUGGAGGAAAGGAUCAGAUUGCCGCGUCAUCGGGGCGCGCCGCUGGUAUCUCGACUUCUUUCACUGGAACCUGUCCGUCGGCUGGAUGGCCGUCAUGGUUGAGCUGAUCGUCGGCACAAUCCCCGCCGAGCCUCCUAUUCGACUUCUAGCCAUGCCCGCGACGAGCAUGCUGUUCGCGUUUGGCAUCCAGAUGCUCAUCAUCGACGUCCUGCGCCUGGCUGGCUACCGCGCUCCCAUCCGCAUAUCGUCGCUACCGCGGGGUACGCCCUUGCGACCCGGAAUAUACUCCAUCAUCGAAGACGUGUGCGCCGUCGACGGAUCCGGCGGCACAGAAUUCAGGCAGAGACUCAACCUGCGCUACAUGGCAAGCCAUUACUUCCGGCAGAUGCUGCACAGAUUGACCCUAUUCUGGGCAUUUGGUGCCCUCGCGGCAGCAAGCGCAACUACGGCUAUCAUCUUCACCGUGAACAGGGACGCUGCUUACGUGGUUGGCUGGACCGUACCCUUUGCCUGGGCCGCCGUUUGGGCGGCGAUCACGACGAAGUGGGUGCAACUGAGCCUCGCACAUGAGCACAGGGUCUGGACAGAAGAGCGCCAGAAAGCCCAAACCGCACCUUAA